This is a messenger RNA of Rhizophagus irregularis DAOM 181602=DAOM 197198, 719 nucleotides long. Lineage: Eukaryota; Fungi; Glomeromycota; Glomeromycetes; Glomerales; Glomeraceae. The record is from RefSeq and is a predicted model, not a curated record.
AUAAAAUAUAUACAAAAAAAAGAAAAGGAAAAUUUGUGAAAUCUAUACCAAUACUAAUUAUCAAAUCAUAUUUUUAUAAUGAAUAUAUACAAGUUAGUUCAUAUACUAUUGUGGAAUCUUGCAAAUAUCUACAGAGCUCCUUCACUUCUAACAAAGAUUUACCCCUGAAAUGCUUGAACAAAUUGACAGAUUUUAAAUGAUAAAGGAAUGACUUAAUAUGAGUUCAUACAAGACUGAUGUAAAACCAGAAUAACCAAUCAAAUACUUAAAAGAUACUAAAAAAGAAUUAUGGAAAAGAUUUGCAGAAGAAUAUCCUAAUGGUAUGCCUUUAUAACUUGUCUCGAAGGUGAUCAAUAUGUAUACCGAGAAACUUUAGGUAAUAAUUUCUGCACAGGUUAUGGAUGAAUCUUUAAAGCUUAGAUCAAUAAAAAGAAUAUCUCAACAAGUCAAACAUCUUUUAGAAACAAUGUUUCAUACUGAAACAACAAAUCCUCGUCAAAAAUUAAAUGCACAACAGAUGCAUGAAGAACUGCUGAGACGUGCAGAACCUGGUAAAAUUGAAGAAAAUGACAUAUAUAAAGUAUCUACAGUAACAAACUGAAUUUCAACUUUGUCACAUAAAUGGAAAGAGGUCAUCGCUUGCAUUUCUUGGAAGAAAAUAUGGACUAAAAAUUCAUAAAAAAUACUUAUAACAAUUAGAAAUAUAAAUAAUAUUUAAU